GCGUCCCAACCGCUGACUGGGAAAGACGUAAGCUUAGUGUCGCCGAGCCAGUGAGUGUGGAGUCUCUGAGCCAUCAAAGAGCUGCAGCCUCCGAGCGGCAAUUAGAGAGAACAAUGGGCAGCGCGUCGUACUAGACGAUGUUCAAAUAAGACUGAUGUGAUGACACAGGCGCGUGAACCCCUAAGUAUCAUGGACGGCAAUCCGCCCAACUGUGAUUUCUCUACCAAGGCUAAACGAGGCAUUUUCCUCUCCAAGAGUCUUGCGUUAGUCGUUCUCACAGUGUUCGUGUUGGCACUCAUAGCCACCUCCCUCACGGUCUACAAUUUUGCCGCGUGCCCCCAUACGGAUACUCUCGCAAAUGUCACCAAAUAUGAACUAACCCAUUGUGAUCACGAUCACGAUAAACUACACGUUUUGCCGUUAACUACAGAGCACAGCAGAAGUGUUCUUCCAAUAGACACUACAACAAACCUUCCCUUUGAAGAGGAAAGUGCGCUCGUCAAAGACGUUCGAUUACCGACCGAUAUUAGACCAGAUCGGUACUACCUUAAGUUAACUCCAUACAUUUACGAAGGUAACUUUACGUUUGACGGGGAGUGCAGUGUAAUAGUGAAUGUGACAAAUGAUACGAAUAAAGUGACCUUUCAUGGUGUAGAGCUGACGUUUCAUAAAAUUAAGUUGUUUGUAUUGGCCGAUGGAAAACCGAUCACGGUAAUACGAAGAACGGAGGACUUGCCACGACAGUUCCAUAUCCUGAUACUUGGAGAAACAUUAAAAAAAGGCGAGCAAUAUAUCCUCAACAUCACUUAUACGGGAGUGUUAAAUGACAAUCUUCAUGGGUUCUACAGAAGUUCGUAUGAAGAAAAAGGGGUUAAAAGAUGGAUAGCAGUAACCCAGUUUCAAGCGACCGAUGCUCGGCGCGCUUUUCCGUGCUUUGAUGAGCCAGCAUUAAAGGCGCGUUUCACCAUCAGCAUUGCUCGUCAAAUAAACAUGAGCUCCAUUUCUAAUAUGAACUUGGUCAGAAGAGAGUCACAUGCCACAAUUCCAAAUUACACAUGGGAUCAUUAUGCUGAAUCACUUCCUAUGUCAACGUAUCUGGUUGCUUUUGCAGUAACAGAUUUUGCGAAUAUGACAGAUAAGGACUUUUCAGUUUGGGCUCGGAAAGAGGCAUUGUCCACUGCGAAGUAUGCCUUGCAUAUUGGUCCUAAGAUCUUGAAAUUCUUAGAGGAUUAUUACAAGAUAAAAUUUCCAUUGCCGAAGAUAGACAUGAUCGCGCUGCCUGAUUUUAAAGCUGGAGCUAUGGAGAACUGGGGGUUGCUGACUUUCAGAGAAAUAGCAAUGCUAUACGAGACAGGGUCAUCUCCAACGACAGCAAAGGCGCGUGUGGCGUCGGUGGUAGCGCACGAGAUUGCACAUCAAUGGUUCGGCAACUUGGUCACUCCAGCAUGGUGGUCCGACAUCUGGCUGAAUGAAGGAUUUGCAUCGUAUGUUGAAUAUGUCGCUGUUGAUGCUGUGGAAGAGUCAUGGAAGCUGAUGGAGAUAUUCGUUUUAAACGAAGUGCAGAGCGUAUUCAAACUUGACGCGCUCACAUCUUCGCAUCAGAUUUCUGUCGAAGUCGGGAAUCCAGAGGAGAUAGGCGCUAUUUUUGAUAAGAUUUCGUAUGGAAAGGGCUCAGCAAUCUUACGUAUGAUGAAUCAUUUCCUGACCGAUGAUGUAUUCAACACGGGGAUCACAGACUAUUUGAACGCGAAGAAAUUUGGCAAUGCUGAGCAGAAAGAUCUUUGGAAUGCUUUGACCAGUGCUGCUCGUUCUGUGGGUGAUUUCGAUACCGAUGUGGCUGUUGUUAUGGAUUCUUGGACAUUACAAACUGGAUUUCCUGUCCUUAAUGUUGUCAGGAAUUACGAUACUGGAACCAUUCAGUUCAGUCAGGAACGUUUUGUACUAAUCAACAACACAGAUAACAAUGAAAAAUCUUCUGUAUGGUGGAUCCCCGUCUCCUAUACUACAGCUUCGGAAAAAGAUUUCAAGGCGACGAGGCCAAAGUUCUGGAUGCGCGGGGAGAAGACCGUAACAAUGAAAAAUAUCACGGCCAAUAAAAAUGACUGGUUCAUAGCGAAUAUUCAACAAACAGGUUUUUACCGUAUUAACUACGACAAUCAUAACUGGCAAAUGUUAAUCAAGGUUUUGAAUGAUCCAAAUCGCUUCCAAGAGAUCCAUCCAAUCAAUCGUGCACAGAUCGUCGACGAUGCUAUGAACCUUGCUCUGACUGGUCGUUUGGACUACACGACGGCUCUGAAUGUAAUCAGCUACUUGAGUCAUGAGAGAAGUUACAUCCCUUGGAAAUCAGGACUUGUUGCUCUUGGAUACAUUGAUACCAUGUUGUCGAAAGGAGCUUAUUAUUUGGAAUAUAAGCGAUAUGUCCUAAGUCUCGUUGACGGCGUGGUAAAAGACUUAGGCUGGAAUGUGGCCCCAAACGAUAGCGUAGUUCGAGCUCAACACCGAGCCGAUAUGCUGGCCACGGCUUGCCAUCUAGAGCACCCCGACUGUUUCGAGCAUUCUGUACGGAUGUACACCAAUUGGAUGUUUACGCCAAAUCCUGAUAAGUUUAAUGAUAUCCAUGCGGAUAUCCGAAAUACAGUCUACUGUGUUGGUGUACAAGCUGGUGGCACGCGGGAGUGGAACUUUGCGUGGGAGAGAUUCAAGGUGGCCAGUGCACCUUCUGAACGAGAGCUAUUACUAUCCGUAUUGGGCUGUACAAGAGCUCCAUAUUUACUAUAUAGAUACCUAGAGAUGUCUUUGCGAAACGACUCGUUCAUUCGAAAGCAAGAUACAGUUCGAGUAUUCUCCGCAGUGGGUGGCUCUGCGAUCGGCCAGCCUUUGGCUUUCGGUUUCGUCAGGGCUAACUGGCAGAGAAUUAAGGAUUACAUCGGUUCAAUAUCCACUCUCAACUCUAUCGUGAAAGCUGUGACGAGGAGAUCAAAUCAGCCACAUGAGUAUGACGAGUUGAAACGUUUCAUCAACGAGUCUGGCAGCGAUUUAGGAAGACCUGUGCAACAGGUGCUUGAACGAACAGAGGCCAAUGUGCAAUGGAUGCAGCGGAACUACCAGCCUAUAAUCGACUGGCUACUAGCAGCUACUCCGUCUAAUUUUAGUCGCGCGUGAUCUUACUGUUAAAAAAAAGAAAUAUUUACGUGCUUUUGACCUGGAUAAAUCUUCUUAUGGGAUUCUAUAGAAAUUCAUCGUACUCAUAUUUGUUUUGUAUUCCAACAAUUUUGAAAGAGACGUUGUUGCUAUUUAUCUAAAACCAUUCAACAUAAGUACUGGUUUUAAAUCCUCGACGCCCGGAUGCCUUGAAACGCUGUCGCAGAAUAGGUACAUAGGUUGCUUUUGAUCGAAGUUAACAAAAUUUUUAAAACAUUCUAUAUUACAAAUCAUGUUUUACAAAUUAUGAUAAGAGUCGGCUAGAUGGCUUUGAUAGAUAAAAUAUUCUAUGAGUUGGUGCAGGAAUGUUUUGUUAACAUUUGAUACAAUUUUUAAUGCCAUCGUAUUUGCCGUAACAUACAUUUAUAUCAGUACAGAUUAGUCAUUAUGUUGAUGUAAUUUAUAUACUCUCUGUGCUUUGUUUGUACUUGCACGAUAACAUAACUUUUACCGAAAUGGUUGAAUUUUAUCGAAUCUUGAGUCAAGAAGACCAAAGGAUUAGUUAAGAUAAUUUUUAGACAAAAUUUUAUAUUGAUAAAUAUUUUUGUGUUUGUGUAAUGUAAAUAGGCAGAUUAAACAUUUUUUAACCAAAUUAUUUUUAGUCUAAAGUUCUAGCUAGGCACAUUGUUCUUCAGAUAAGAAACAAGAUCAUGUAGUGAUCAUAAAACUUCCU
Molecule: messenger RNA, 3874 nt
Organism: Hyposmocoma kahamanoa
Lineage: Eukaryota; Metazoa; Arthropoda; Insecta; Lepidoptera; Cosmopterigidae
Gene: superdeath
Product: aminopeptidase N
Exons: 14
Coding region: 160-3162 (1000 amino acids)
Biological process (GO): peptide catabolic process; proteolysis
Cellular component (GO): cytoplasm
Molecular function (GO): metalloaminopeptidase activity; zinc ion binding; peptide binding
Source: RefSeq, a predicted model, not a curated record